AUGGAGGACGUUGCUCUACGAGAUUCCCUACCACAGAAACAAACUCUCCUUACCAGCUGGACUUACAGGAUUCCAGCUCUUUUAUAUGAGAAAGAAAGUGAAACUCUUCUGGCUUUUGCAGAGCAGAGGACAUCUCCAGAUGAUGCCAGCUCCAAAAAUCUGGUCAUGGCAACAGGAAAACGUAAGAAAAGUGGCUCUGGAGCAGUGACAGUUGAGGUAACUACUUUAAGUAAUUGUUUUCUGAUAUAUUUGAAGCAACCGUUUUCCUUCUUGAGGUUUCAAAUUAACAUUUUUGUGUGUGAUCUUUCAAGUGGUCAGAGUUCGAAGUGGUGAAGGAAGCACAUCUUGAAAGACAUCGUACCAUGAACCCCUGCCCACUGUACGACAAAAACAGCAAAACACUCUUCCUCUUCUUUAUCUGCGUUGAAGGCACUGUUUCAGAAAGGUGGCAGAUACAAAAUUACACGAACAAAGCCCGUCUCUGCUACGUAACAUCAACGGAUAUUGGUCAAAGUUGGAGUGAACUGACCGAUCUGACUGAUCUCCUGGAUGAAAUCAAGAGCUGGGCCACGUUUGCUGUGGGUCCAGGCCAUGGUAUUCAGACAGAGGGUGGUAGACUGAUUGUCCCUGUUUAUGCCUAUGUUUCCUACUGCAGCACAAGUUGUUGGAGCUGUUUUUGUAGAUCUAAAUGUUGUAAGGUCCUACCGUUUGCUCUCGCCUUGUACAGUGAUGAUUCUGAAAGAAAGACAUGGCAGUUUGGCGAAAUGCUUCCAGAAGUGUCUCUUGAGUGUGAGAUGGCAGAGUUUUUUGAUGACGCACAAAACAGCCUUAUCUACUGUAAUGCCCGCAAUCAAAGAGGCUAUCGAGUGGAGGCUGUCAGUGGUGAUAAGAAAUUAAUUUUUCAGCCAACCAGUCCCAGAAAGCUCACAGAGACAAGUUGGGGCUGUCAGGGGAGUGUGGUGUCCUUUCCAGAUCAGACUAAGACCAGUGAUCAGAGCCCUGAUCAGACCCCAAACAGGUGGCUGCUCUUUACCCACCCAAGCACAACCAAACGCACUGAAUUAGCGGUGUAUUUGAACAAAAGUCCAAGUGACCCAAAUGCAUGGAGCAAGCCCUGGAUCAUAAACAGCGGACCCAGUGCUUACUCAGACCUGGCUUACAUUGGUGACGGAUGGUUUGCCUGUCUGAUGGAGCGCGGGCAGCAGAGUGAGAUUGAACAGAUAGCUUGCAAGGUUUUCAGCUACAGUGAUGUUGAGAAGGGAACUGGAGAGUAG
Molecule: messenger RNA, 1274 nt
Organism: Xyrichtys novacula (pearly razorfish)
Lineage: Eukaryota; Metazoa; Chordata; Actinopteri; Labriformes; Labridae
Source: the annotation of a GenBank genome assembly